AUGGCUCGUACUCGUAGAUCAAGAAACGUGAAUCGAAACCCCAAACGGAAGCUAUACAGUGCUGAGGCUUUGGAAAACGCAGUUUCCGAAGCACGCAGGACAGGUAAGCUGCGCAAGGCGGCAAAACUCUAUGAUAUUCCGUAUGCAACGGUUUAUCGCUACCUUAAGCAUCCUCCAAGGAAUGACAGACCUGGACCCUCGACCUUACUGCGACCAGAAGAAGAAGCUCGUUUCGAACAGUGGGCGCUUUACAUGGCCCGAGCCGGAUUUCCGAUAAGCGAGGCUGAUUUGACAUACACUGUGAAAGACUACGCCGCAAAAAAUCGUGAGACGCGUGAUUUACCUGCUUCUUUUCCAAGUAAGAAUUGGGUUCGCCGUUUUUUGCAAAGACAUCCAUCAAUCAAAAAAAAGUUUACCACAAAUCUGUCAAGAUCGGGAGCUAAUGUAACCGAGAAUAUCUUGCGAAUGUGGUUUUCGGAAAUUGAAGACAUUUUCGAGGAAGAGGGUAUAGACAUGUCAAUCUUUAAUUCCCCAAGUCGAAUAUUUAACUUCGACGAGUCCGGAUUUAGGCUGGUACCAAAAUCAUUCAAGGCCCUUUGCGAUAAUAACACUGAAAACACCUACAUCGUUAAUAACAAUUCCGAUAAAGAGAGCUAUACUAGUCUUUUCGGAGCCAACGCAGCUGGUGAGCUGACUCCGCCUAUGAUUCUUUUUCCGGGACAAAGAAUCAGUCGGGAAAUCGCGGAAAGCAUUCCCAAAGGCUGGUCAGUAGGUGUUUCCGAAGAAGGAUGGCAGACAUCUAAAACCUUCUACGAAUACAUGGUUAAUGAUUAUUAUAAUUGGUUGCUAAAGUCUAAAAUUGAGCUUCCAGUAGUUGUUUUUCUGGAUGGCCAUAAGAGCCACAUCAGUAUAGAGUUGAUGGAGUUCUGCAAACAACAUCAGAUAAUACUGGCUUCUCUCUACCCCAAUUCCACAAGAAUUCUCCAACCAUUGGAUCGAUCGUUCUUUGGCCCUUUCAAGAAUAUUUGGAACAAGGUUCUAAAGAAAUUUCAACUGGGUAGUGAUUCUGCAAGACAAUCUGAAAGUGUUACUUUGGAAUUUGUUGUAAACGACAACGGCGAAUGUUCCUGUCUAUCGAACACAGACCAUGCAGAAAAAGCUGGUGAUGCGAGCAAUUCAAUACACGACAGUGGUGAUUGUCUUGUUGAACCUGAAGCUUCUAGCGCCCACUCAGAUUCUCUAAAUCCUGCCUCAAAAGACAAUUUGAUGGAAAAUGUUACAGUGGAGACUACAGGUGCAUCCGAUACAAAUCCUAAAGAUCCCUUUGAGGAAGUCCUAGUUUGGCCGAGAAUUCGCACUGAUGUUCCAAAUCAACGCAAACGUCGUGGACAAGAACAUGUGCCCUCUGUUUCAACCAGUGACAGGUGGCUGCAGUGGUUUGAAAAAAAGGACAUGGAAAAGAAAGAAAUCGAAGACGCCAAGAAAGCAAGGAUCGCGGAGCGAAAAAACAAGAAAAAACAGAGGGAUGAGGAAAAGCUUCUGAAGGCCUCUCUUAAGAAGAACCAACAGAGAAAAGGUCGAGGAAAAGCUAAGCAAAAAGUGGCCCGUUCCGACAAAGUCGCUAAUGUAAGUUUUUUCGCACCACCACCACCACCACCACCACCACCGUCACCGCCUCCGUCACGGUUGUGA
Messenger RNA from Sabethes cyaneus, 1692 nucleotides. RefSeq lists its product as uncharacterized. Bases 1 to 1692 code for a protein of 563 amino acids. Gene Ontology annotation, cellular component: nucleus. The record is from RefSeq and is a predicted model, not a curated record. The transcript has 7 exons. Lineage: Eukaryota; Metazoa; Arthropoda; Insecta; Diptera; Culicidae. Gene Ontology annotation, molecular function: DNA binding.